This is a messenger RNA of Candidula unifasciata, 1401 nucleotides long. NCBI's taxonomy places the organism in Eukaryota, Metazoa, Mollusca, Gastropoda, Stylommatophora, Geomitridae. The record is from the annotation of a GenBank genome assembly.
AGAGUCAGCAACAGAAUGUCUCAGCAUCAACGCAGACAGAGUGUGCAGAAGCCAUCAGGUCUGGAAAUCUACAAUGAUGCUGUAAAGAUUCUGGAAGAACUUCUGGAAAAAGACUUGGACAAAAAUCUUCAGGUGCCCCGUAAAGUUCGAAGAAACAAAACAGAUCCUAAUUCAGAGACAGUAGUUACUAAUCUGAGUGUGUCAGAAAAUGCAUUAGUGAGAAUAAAAAUUCAGCCAUACAGGCAUAGUAAAUCUUUGGAUGAGAAACUUUCACAGAAGGAUUUACUUUUUCUGAAAGAUAAAAAUUCUCAAAAAAAAGGGAAGAAUCAACACCUUCGUGGCUCUGAUUCAUCCAUUGAUACAGAUGAUGAGCAAGCCCUUGGGUCUGUGAAACACAAAAAGAAAAACCUUUUAAAGAGGGCCAAGGAAAGAAUUCUGCAGACACUUCGCAGAGAUCAAAAAGAGCCUCCUGUUAAAACCACAAACAAGAGUAGUGCUGAUUCAACCCCUUCCAAAAAGCAAUCACUAAAACACAAACACCUAGAGGAAUCUUUAAGUGAAGCACAUUCACCAAAACAUGCACAUGUGGGAAAAGUCACAAAUACAGAACACACAGAAGAAAGAACACGUGACAGUAUUAGAGAAUCCACAGAAUCUCCAAGUCCAUCAUCACAGAGAUUGAAUGUAGCAUCAACAGAACUGGGACAUUUAUCUGGUGGUCUCCUACAACCAGAAAGCAAUGGUGGACCAGCUGUCAGAGUUUUAUUCAGAGCACAUAGCAAUGUGCUAGAUAGCCCAGGGGAGGAUAUUCAGUUCAUGGACAUUGACAACCCUGUGAUCACAGUUAGGAAUAGCAGUUCAGGCGGUGAAAGCCUUGUCGGACCAGCACAAAUAACUAGGGGACAACCGGCACAAUCAGUCACUGAUAGAGAAGCCUUGUAUGGCAGGAUUGCUCAGAAGUUGAUUGAGAUGGGAGAUUUUUACUCCACUUCUGCAUCUGACCAGGAAGCAGGGGCUGCUGCUGCGGUACAGCCAGCAACUCUGACAGAUCUGGAAAAUGAGAUAAUCACUUGUCUGAGAGCUGAGGGAGAUCGGUAUUCCAAACAGUUUGAUGAAUCGUUUGAAGAAGUUACUCAACAAACUGUCCAGGAAACAUACCAACGCUUUCGCAGCACUGUCAAAAAUUCCAUGGGCAGUGAGCUGAGUUGGGAUCAUGUAGCAUUUUUGUUCUACACAACUAAAGGAGUAGUGUCUGCCGUCGGACAGGGUUCCAGAACUGCAACACGAGUCAAGGAGUUCACUCUCCAAUACAUCACUGACACAUUUGCUUCCUGGAUCAUCAACCAAGGAGGAUUUGACAGUGUGUUGAGCAGUGAAGAGUCAGACUUUGAUAUAGACUGA